AUGGCCGUCAGUGUCGCGGACGCUAGUGCAGCUGCAACCACAAGUGAAACGAUCGAGCAAUUAUGCGAGGAAGCAUACAAAGAGAAAAUUGCCGAACACUGGACGUGGAAUUACAUUUGGAAUAAUAUCAAGUGGAGUCAGUUUAUUCCCAUGGUAAUACUCAACGUUGGAUUAGUAGGAUCCCUGACGAUGUACGCCUUCGGACUCAACUCGAUACCCGUCAAACCGAUGACCGUUGCUUGGAUAUUCAUCGUCGGUUGUGGAGCAUUCGUAGGAACAACGGCAGGAGCACAUCGCCUCUGGUCUCACCGCUCCUACAAGGCGAAUCUCCCUAUGCGAAUACUGCUGAUGUUCCUCUACUCCGUUCUCGGAUUGUACACGAUCUACGACUGGGCAAGGGACCACAGAGUCCACCACAAGUACGUUGAGACUGAUGCAGAUCCCCACAACGCGAAGCGGGGUUUCUGGUUCUCCCAUAUGGGCUGGCUCUGCGUCCAUCGUCACCCGGAGUGUCUGCGCCGAGGUAGAGAGGUCGACAUGACGGACGUGAGAAACGACGGAGUUGCCAUGUUCCAGAGAAAAUACGGUACGAUUCUAAACAUCAUAUUCUGCUUCACAUUACCGACGAUAAUCCCGGUAAUAUGUUGGGAUGAAACUGUCAUGCACGCUGUGCUGACUCAGGUUUUCAUACGCUACGUCCUGGGCGCACACUGCCUCUGGAGCAUAAACAGUUUCGCACACCUUUGGGGCGAUCGACCUUACAACAGACUGAUAAACCCAGCUGAAAAUAUGCUGGUUUCGGUGCUGACGGGUGGCGAAGGAUCGCACAAUUAUCAUCACACAUUCCCCUGGGACUACAAAGCCUCUGAGUUGCCCUACAUUAACUUCAACGCAGCAACGAUGUUCAUUGACGCGUUCGCCAAAAUCGGAUGGGCCUACGACCUGCGACAACCGUCGCCCGAACUUAUAGACAAAAUAGUUCAUAGAAUCGGCAAGAAGUCUACGGUUCCUGUACAACACCAGCAGUACUGGUUAUUCAGGCAGAUUUCCGAGCUUGGGUCGCACCUCCAGCCAUUGCUCAGAUCACCGAAACGGUUCCUCGAUCAGAUUUCCACGAAAGUUCACGGGAGCUUUUAUUUCUGCGAUACGAGACCACGCCAAGAUUAA
Diprion similis is the source of this 1167-nucleotide messenger RNA. RefSeq names its product acyl-CoA Delta(11) desaturase-like. NCBI's taxonomy places the organism in Eukaryota, Metazoa, Arthropoda, Insecta, Hymenoptera, Diprionidae. The coding region runs from base 1 to 1167 and encodes 388 amino acids. The record is from RefSeq and is a predicted model, not a curated record. Gene Ontology annotation, cellular component: endoplasmic reticulum membrane. Gene Ontology annotation, biological process: unsaturated fatty acid biosynthetic process. The transcript is spliced from 5 exons. Gene Ontology annotation, molecular function: stearoyl-CoA 9-desaturase activity; iron ion binding.